AUGAAGAAGUUUUUGAUACAAACAAAUCGCUGCCUGAAUGCCCUGAAGUUAUUACUUAUCCUUGCUGGCAAUAUCGAGUUAUGCCCCGGACCUGUCGUUAGAUACAGCACCAACGAUACAAACGAGCGUCCACGACUUCGUGGCUUUAAGGUGGCCCAUCUCAACAUGAGAAGCAUGAUAAACAAAAUGGAUACUCUUAGAAGGCUCGUUGAGGAGAAGUCUUUUGAUAUUUUUACCAUCUCGGAAACAUGGCUUAGUCAGUCGAUUUUGGAUUCAGAAGUAAACAUUUCGGGAUAUACGUUGGUUAAGGCAAGAUCGCGACGACCGGUCUGGUGGUGGUACAGUAAUAUUUGUUAG
Messenger RNA from Paramuricea clavata, 357 nucleotides. The record is from the annotation of a GenBank genome assembly. NCBI's taxonomy places the organism in Eukaryota, Metazoa, Cnidaria, Anthozoa, Malacalcyonacea, Plexauridae.